GUUUGUUGAGCUGUUACUUUCACCGAGAAAGGCAUACAGGCUGCGGAGAAGGGAAUGACGACGAACUGUGUCAGAAGUUUGUGACUGUUUGGGUUUUGGUCAUAGAUUGUGUUAGUUCCUCCUUAAGCUAAAAUGAAUGGAGUUAAGGUAGGUGCUAGGCACUGCUUGAAGCCUCAACCAGGCUUCACAUGGCUCCUCCUGCAGCUACAAUCUCGGCCUGUGUGAAUGAGGACACACCGCUGUGUCAUGCACCUGUAAAUACGCUAUUCUUUUAGUCCCAGUUUUAUAAAUUGUACUUACCGAAAUCUUCGAAACAGUUCUUUGUAAUCUAUGAUCAUGAUUAAAAGUGAAAACAAAAGCGAAAGGGCGCUGAGGAGCGCGUCUCCGCAUGGGAACGCCUAUAAAUCAGACUUCAAUUCAAUCAAAUGUUCAUUUGAUGGGAGCACAUUGGUCAGCCCGACUUCCCCUUUCUCCAGUGGAGGCAGUGAGACUCGAGGCAGACCGCCAGGAAACAAAGUGAGCCAAAUAAAAAAUAUCUUCUUGCAAAUGGAUGGAAAACUGAAUCAAGACAGUCCCAACAUCACCAAACCCACGUCAACCAGAUUUCCACUGGAUUCCACCUCUUACCGAUCCAGUCUGAGUAGUGUUUCUAGUCUAGAUUCAGCCUCCUUUGAGGCGCGGAGGACGGAGGAUCUUUCCUUUGACAAGACCGCACUGGCUGAGAAAUUUUCAAUGACUAGGAAGCUGUUCGAGAGUGUCCUUAAAGACCAGUCGCCAACAGGGAGAUCUGCUUCUGUUAAAGCUAUCAGCUGGCCUCAACUGGUGGAGAGACAAGACAGGAAAAUGUCAGUUACUGGAGAGCCUAAAGAGCUGGAGGGGCAGGCAAAAGACAGGGAGGACAAGGAAAAGGGGAGAAGUGAAAGUGAGACACCACCACAUAAGCUCAGUGUGUCAAUGAAUGCUGGGCCAAUAUCCAGAUGUCUAGAGAGUUUUAUGUUGGACAGCGAUAGUGAGUCGCUGUCGGCUGCGCCCUCCACCGAAUCCCACAGUCCCAUCAAUCAUUCCCAGUCAACCUCUGCUGCUAGUGACCAUUCAGAUCCCCCUUCAUCACCAGACAGCUGCAGUUCCCCAAUUCCUUAUUCACUCUGGGCUGAUUCUCCUGCUGAAACAUGUGUGCCCAGGUUAAACGGUUCCGAUUUACACAGUACCACACAACACACACUUUCUCCUUUGAAUGGAGUCUGUAUGAAGAAGACAUUACCUUUCCAUAAUUCUGGUUCCACUGCUGAAGAACAUGUUAAUGAGUCAUCAGAAACUACUAUCACAACAGAACCCAUUGCUCUGUUUUCAAGCCAAAAGAUCUACCACUUAUCAGCAAGGAGUAGCUCUAGUCAUGCAUCUGGAGAUGCUGCCAAGGAUCCUGUCCUCCAAGGGGCACAAGGUGAAGGCAAGAGCUCUGAAAAGGGUCCUGGUUUAUCCACGGUUAGAGCUGAGCUGGUGGUGGUGAAGAAUGAAUCAUCCGAGAGUGAGGGUAAUGAGGAAGAACAUAUUGAGGAUGAUGUUUUUCAGGAGGCUGGAAAGGAGGACCAACCCACAAAUCAUGAUUCUGGCAGGGUAUUGACUGACAGCAAAGAGGUCCAAUUAACAUUCCUUGUGAAGGAAUCAAAAAUGAGCAUUACAGGGCAUGAGGUGGAAUGGAGAGAGCUUGAGGAAACUGUACAGGCUGAAAGAGAGGAAGAUCAUAUAGGGGAGAGAAAGUUUCUUGAGGAGAAAAUAAUGCAGAAAGAGGAGGAAGAGAAAAAAGACCACGAGGAAGUAGAACUAAAGAUAGAUCAUGUUGUUCUAGAGACUUAUAUGAGAGAGAGUAAUCAAAAAGCUACUGAUGUUAGAGAAUACGAAAUGCAGGAUGAAUCGAGAGAUGGAGAGGAUGGUAAAGAGGAUGAGGGUGUAGAAGAAGCUAUGAAAGCUUUAGAGGAUGAUGAUGAGCGAGACAUGGAAGAUGAUGUCUUAGCAGAAAAAGAGAGGCAUCAGCUAGAUGAACCAGGCUUGACGGGGAAGAGAUCUUUAAUUUGUGGAAUUGAGAAUGCAGCAUUUGUGGAUGACAAGGACAACUGGACUGAUUUGGAAUUUCAAGUGGAGGAGGAAUCACAGAAAUUUGAAGAAAUUCCAGGCCUCUCUGCUGAGGAAGACCUCAGUCCAAAGAGAAAGAUCAGGUUCUCUACAGCACCUAUUAAGGUGUACUACACUUUCUCUAAUGAUGAUUAUGAUCGCAGGAAUGAUGAGGUGGACCCCGUGUCUGCAUCUGCUGAAUACGAGCUGGAAAAGAGAGUGGAAAAAAUUGAUGUUUUUCCUAUAGACAUUCAGAAAGAAAAUGAUGGUCUUGGCAUCAGCAUCAUUGGGAUGGGGGUUGGGGCAGAUCAAGGGCUCGAGAAACUGGGCAUCUUUGUGAAAACCAUUACAGAGGGCGGUGCAGCUCAUCGGGAUGGACGUAUUCGAGUUAAUGAUCAGAUUGUGGAGGUAGAUGGAAUCAGUUUGGUUGGUGUCACUCAGCUGUUUGCUGCCACCACACUGAAGAGCACCAAAGGUCUGGUCAAGUUUUUCAUUGGUCGGGAAAAACCGGGAGUGGAGAGUGAGGUGUCCCGUCUGAUCAGUGAGACUUUACAACAAGAGACGAGCCCUGAAAACCAGGAGCCCAAAGAUGAAGACCAUCAAAAAUCCCUGAACCCCCAGCUACAGGAUGAAGACCAGAUAUCCCUAAUCCAGGACCACCAACAUCAGGAACAGCAGCAGAUGCAGGAUAAACAGAAACAGACUGAAAAGGAGCUGGGGGCAGUAGAUGAGCCAUUUGACUUGGCACAGGAAGUGUUUUCACAACUGAAGAGUCAAGGCAUUGAUCUACCUGAAGAUAUAGACCCUACUGAGCUAGAAUUCGAAAAGCUACAAAUAAAACACAGUGCCACUGUAACAGAGCUCAAUCAGAUGAGAGAGAAGCUGCGAGUGUGUGAAGCAGACCGUAAGUCUUGGGAGACUCAAGGUGCAUCCCUUGAAAGAAGUGUGGCGGAGAGCCAAGAGCGCAUUGCAAAGUUGGAAAAAUACUGGCUUGAUGCUCAGGCCCUCUGCAAAACCAUUAACCUGCGCCUAAAUGAAGCCCAGAGUCAACAUGAUGCCCUACAACUCAAAUACAACAAAACCAUCACAUUUCUACAAGAGCACCAACAGAGAGAGACCGAAUAUGCAAGGAAAGAGGCACAGCUGAAGAGAAGGCUGGAGCAAAGGGAGAGAGAGUACAAGAGCAGUUUGAGGCAACUACAGCAUAAGAUAGCUGUUCUGGAGGGCCACAGUGGAGCAGACCAGCCCGAAGAGUCGUGCAGCCCUGCAGGAGAUAGUCAACUAAGCAGUCCAACCUCUGGGUCCUCUGAAAGAAAUGGACUGUCUACAGAUGACCUUCACUCUGAUGCAGACUGGGGAGAUGUUCCUCAGACAGAUCGUCUUGACUGCAGUGUCUACAGAGCCAAAGCCAGACUGGCACAGGGAUCCCAACGCAAGCGGCCAUCCCGACAUAAACUCAGAGAGUCAGCGAGAAGCUCGCAGGCACACAGCCAGUCACAGGAAUCUGUGUGCACACAGGACAACAAACUGGAAAGAACAAGCAGUGAAAGAAGGCGAUCUUUCCUUGAGAGCCUCUCCAUACCUGUUCCAUCUCUACAGUCUGGUCACGACCAAAGGUAUGGAGGGGAUCUGUCCACUUCACCCUCUGUUCAGAACCAGACACCCCAGGGAGGCAGCAACACACAGGCCAGCCUGUCGCCCCCUAAAGACUCCUCCAUCCCCCAGUCUCCUUCCUCCUCACAGUCCUCCUCUAGUCUGCUCCUUAACCUGAAAAACCAGAGGAGUAAGGCGAAGGAGCGCAGCAAGAGCAGACACAGCAGAGAUGAAGAAAGUAAUGGUUCACCAACACAAAAGUCCAAAAGACGAUUCCCAGAUUUCAGUGGUAUCCGCAGGUCUGGAGGCAAAGGCAGAAAACGGGAGAGCACCGUGCUUAGAGGAUCUGUUGGGAGCAGGGGAUCAGGAGACUUACUGGAUGAGUCUAGCGGCAAUGUUUCCCCCUCUGGCUCCAUCUCUUCCAUUCCUUCCUGCAUGCCCUUCUCCUGGUUUGGGGACAGAGAGAGGGAAAAAGAUAGAGAGCGAGAAAAGGAGCGCUCUGCUUCUAGUGGCAGUCUGCCUCAUACACUGUCAGAGGGACACAUAGAGGAUGGGCAGGAUCGAACAAACAAGAUCAACCUGUCCUGGACGUCUCUUCUCACUCAUUCUUUAGAUUUGAGCUUAUCUGUGAUGGACAAAUCUAAUGCAGGUAGUCCUUGCUCUGUGUUGGCGGGGUUACUGAAAGAGCCCUGUCUCCUCGGGCACUCACACACAUAUACCUUCUCCUCCUGUGAGACACUUGAUGAUGGCCCUGUUCCUGCAGCAAAGCAAUACAUGUGGCAGAACCGCCCCCUUUCAGAGUGGACCAAUCAGCAGAUCUGCCACUGGUUGAUGGGCAUGAACAUGGAACAGUAUAUAGCGGAGUUUAUAGCUAAGAGUGUGGAUGGCCAACAUCUCUUGUGCAUGGACAGCAGUAAACUUAAGGAGCUUGGUGUGUCUAGCCACAGAGAUCGCUCCACCAUUAAGAAGAGACUGAAAGACAUGAAGAAGGCUCAGGAAAAACUCGAAAAACAGCAAGUAAAAAAAGAGAAAGAAAGGGGGAGAGGGAAAGAGGUCAGGUAAAAGCAGCAAUACAACAAACUUUGAAUCAGCCUGCUGAAGUAACGAACCCGUUCAGUCAAGGGACCUUUUUCGGGCAGUAAAUGUGCAAGCUCACUAAUGGGAGUACUGAUAAUGUGGACUGAUAUAGAUGGAGUAGACUGUCUCGCACACAGUGCAUGAAUGAUUUGUAAACUGGAGAGAAAGUAAUAUGGGAGAACACAUUAAAAUUCAGGCAGAUGUCUUUUUGCGGUUAAGCCUGAUAGAACAUGUUUUUACUGUAAAUGUGUCUUUGAUAAGCUCCUUAACAGCUCUUGUGACAACCCAGGUGUUAAAAAUCUAUUCAUUUUAACUACACGGACAUUCAACAUGCUUAAUGGCCCUUUGAAAAAAUGGGAAUUCAUAAAUAAUCUAAUUAUACAAAAGAAUAUUUCAUUGCCUUUAACAGAUUUGCUUGAGUGUUAUGAGGGUUGGCGCUGUACGUGGUACUAAAAUGAUUUGACUACUGUCCACCAGAGGGCAGCGAAGUAAUGUUAAAUGUCCUGCGAUAAGGUUUCAUCCAUGUACAGUCUUAUUCCUAUCAUGAGCCAAUCUGCUAGUGCACUUUAGCCUAAAGUCAACUAACAAUCCAAGUGUGAUUGUCUCAAGUUUAUGCACACUCAUUCCCAGGGUUAGUAAGGGCACACCAAGUUGGCUCCCUCUCCAAGUGUGCACUUUUAAGUGAGCACUUCACAACACUAGACAGAACUUUUCUUUCUUCUUCUUUUCGUUUUGGAAAGAAUAAUUUUUUAUAUGUCUUGUGCAUAACUUUUAGUGAUGUACACUUUACUGCAAAGAGAGGAGAGCAAUUAAUUGUCUUCUAUGUUACACUUGAUGAUGAUUUUACAUGUGUAUUAAUAAAUAAAUAUUUUACAACUACAGAAUUUAUAUAUAUAAAUAUAUGUAUGUGUGUGUGUGUGUGUGUGUGUGUGUGUGUGUGUGUGUGUGUGUGUGUGUGUUAGUAUACAGAUAUAAAUCUGUUUGAAUUAGGACAUUAUGCACCAGAAAGUAUUUUGGACACAUUAGCUACACUUAAAUGAGAAGUUCACCCAAAAAUGAUUAUUCUCUCAUCAUUUACUCAC
Molecule: messenger RNA, 5861 nt
Organism: Myxocyprinus asiaticus (Chinese sucker)
Lineage: Eukaryota; Metazoa; Chordata; Actinopteri; Cypriniformes; Catostomidae
Product: neurabin-1-like
Exons: 20
Coding region: 331-4764 (1477 amino acids)
Biological process (GO): calcium-mediated signaling; neuron projection development; actin filament organization
Cellular component (GO): cytoplasm; postsynaptic density; actin cytoskeleton
Molecular function (GO): actin filament binding
Source: RefSeq, a predicted model, not a curated record